AUGGAUUAUUCAACGGAGACCGAAGGCCUUAUUUUGGCUCAAACACAUCAGAGUUCUACUCGCAUUCUCACUCUAAAUCGUCCUAAUAAGCGAAACGCUUUAUGUCAGACCCUGAUCGACGAGUUAUUGCGACAGCUGGAGAUAGCCUCGGCAGAUCCGCACAUUCGAGCCAUCGUCAUCGCUGGUUCGGACGCCAUCUUUUCCGCUGGUGCGGACAUUAAAGAGAUCGCUCAAUUAGAUGGCGAGACUGCUCGGAGGAAACGGUAUCUUGAAGAUCUCUGUUAUGCAAUGAAACAGGUCCGGAAACCUAUUAUUGCGGCGGUCGAGGGUAAAGCUCUUGGUGGUGGAUUUGAGCUUGCAUUGAUGGUAUUCAAUAUCCCCCUCCAGAUGGUUUCCGACCUGACUGAAACACUCCUCAAGGCCGACUUUAUCGUCGCCUCAAUAGACGUGGAAUUUCGACUUCCUGAAAUAUCAAUCGGUCUGAUCCCUGGUGCCGGAGGAACACAGAGAGUGACCGCCGCUGUGGGCAAGUACAGGGCAAUGAACAUGAUUCUGCUCAACGAGCCACUUUAUGGACAGGAUGCCUAUCAGCUCGGCCUAGUUAGCAAACUGGUCGAACCAGCAAAGGCUUUGUCAGGGGCGCUGGAAAUUGCAGAGAAGCUGGCUUCUCAGAGUGCCUCCACCUUGAUGGUGGCAAAGGAGGCAAUAUGCAGAGCGGACGAAUUGCAGCAUGACCAUGAGUUUGAGCGGUCACUUUAUUAUGCCACCUUCGGGACCCGCGCCAUGGUAGAGGGAGUCAAUGCAUUCCUCGAGAAGCGUGCACCGGUGUGGAGUACGCCAUCUUAA
Molecule: messenger RNA, 846 nt
Organism: Aspergillus lentulus
Lineage: Eukaryota; Fungi; Ascomycota; Eurotiomycetes; Eurotiales; Aspergillaceae
Product: enoyl-CoA hydratase/isomerase family protein
Biological process (GO): fatty acid beta-oxidation
Cellular component (GO): mitochondrion
Source: RefSeq, a predicted model, not a curated record